AUGGCGGAAAUAAGGGAAAUUACAAAGAUUGAACAUUUCAAUGGAAAGAACUACCAAUCUUGGAAGUAUAACAUGAAAUUAGUAUUGAUGGAGCGAGGAUUAUGGGGUUUUGUAAAUGCAACUGAGGAACAGCCAGCUGAAACCGCCACUGCACAGGUAAAAAGUGCGUAUCAACUAAGAUCUGACAAAGCAUAUUCAUUGAUUGCACUAAGCGUUGAUAAGAAUCUACAAGUUCACAUUAGUACAACAACAAAUCCUUUGGAAGCUUGGGAGACACUUCGAAAGCAAUUCGAGUUCGUUUCAAUCACUCAAAUCGUAAGAUUAAACCGCAGAUUUUAUGCUGCUACUAUGAAAGAAGAUGGCGAUAUAAUGGAGCAUAUUACGUACAUGACAACACUGGCAGAGCAAUUGCGAGAAAUAAAAGAGGAGAUUUCAGAUCAGAAAUUUGCCACAGUGAUUUUAGGAAGCCUUCCUGAAUCGUAUGAAAAUUUUAUUUCAAGUUUGAAUGCUCAGAAAGUAGAAGAUCUUAAG
Messenger RNA from Paramuricea clavata, 531 nucleotides. The record is from the annotation of a GenBank genome assembly. NCBI's taxonomy places the organism in Eukaryota, Metazoa, Cnidaria, Anthozoa, Malacalcyonacea, Plexauridae.